This is a messenger RNA of Cyprinodon variegatus (sheepshead minnow), 6176 nucleotides long. RefSeq names its product ubiquitin specific peptidase 43 (gene usp43). The coding region runs from base 251 to 3928 and encodes 1225 amino acids. NCBI's taxonomy places the organism in Eukaryota, Metazoa, Chordata, Actinopteri, Cyprinodontiformes, Cyprinodontidae. The record is from RefSeq and is a predicted model, not a curated record. Gene Ontology annotation, biological process: protein deubiquitination. Gene Ontology annotation, molecular function: cysteine-type deubiquitinase activity. The transcript is spliced from 16 exons.
CUGGAGCUGGACGGCCGCUGCUGAGCUGCAGGAGACAGAAUGAAGGCGUUGAGUAAGUGUCAGGAUGGAUGAGGGAGGUUUGCAGUGGAACAACGCCGCGCCGUUCCGUCUCCGGAUUCCGAGACAGUGGCGCAUCUGUGCGCGUAACUAUCCUCCAUCGGGACACCGGCAGAGAAAUGAGCGUCUGGGGUUGGCAUUCGCUCGAUCAUCAGCGUCAGAAUAAACCGACGGGGGAGUGAAAGGUGCCGUCAUGGAGAAACAAACCAGAGUCAAGGAGGACAUGAAGGAGGAGAAGCGCAAAGAGAAGAAAACGAAAUCUGGGAAGCUUUUCCGAAAGAAAUCUCUAAAGUCAGUGGGGAGCUUUAUGAACAGAAUCAAGAAAACUUUGGGCACUUUCACCCACUUUGGAGACGGAGACGCGCAGGACGCGGAGGACGACGACGGUGGGUUUGGGAAUGGCGCACCGUGCACCCUCACCGCCAGCUCGGGGAUAAUCACCGAGGAUGCACCGGCGGCUUGGGAUAGAGCGGCCAAACAUCCUCCGAGCACAUCUUCAUCUCUGUGCGCCGGCAGAGAGAAGCUGCUUUACCAGUAUGGAGACAAAGUCCCGGGCGUCCUGGGGCUGAAGAACCACGGGAACACCUGUUUCCUGAACGCGGUGGUCCAGUGUCUGAGUAACACCGAUCUGCUGGCGGAGUAUCUGGGGCUGGAGCGCUACAAGCUGGACCUGAGGCAGAGCAGAGGGAACGGGCUGGGGGCUGAGGACAAGCGGCCCCCCAAAGGAGAGGUCACGGAGCAGCUGGCAUCUGUAGUGCGAGCCCUGUGGACUCUGGAGUACACCCCACAGCUGUCAGUGGACUUCAAGACGGUCGUGUCCAAGCACGGAUCGCAGUUUCGUGGUAACUCCCAGCAUGAUGCCUUGGAAUUCCUAUUGUGGCUGUUGGAUCGCGUCCAUGAAGACGUCAUUAAGGCGUUUCACAGCAACAACAACAGCAGGACCAAAACUCCUGAAAAGAGUCCCGGUGGAGCAGAGAAGGGGUCGUGUCCUGACCCGAUCCAGUCCCAGCAGCCCAGGAUCCAGCACAGCUUUGUCCAGGAGCAUUUCCAGGCUCAAUACAAAUCUUCCCUGACGUGUCCCCACUGCCUGAAACAAAGCAACACCUUUGACCCUUUCCUCUGCAUCUCAUUACCCAUCCCUCUUCGCCAGACAAGGUCUCUGUGUGUGACUCUGGUGUUCAGCACCAAAGGGCAGCGGUAUCUACGGGUCGGGCUGGCCGUGCCUCUGUUCGGCUCUGUGGCUUGUCUGAGGAGGAUGGUGGCUGAUGAGGGGAAACUCUCCCCAGACCAGGUGAUCCUGACAGAGGUUUACUCCACUGGCUUCCACCGCUCCUUCUUUGACGAGGACGAUCUAACGUGCAUUGCUGAGAAUGACGUCAUCUAUGCCUUCCAGGCGCCGCCGCUCUACAUCAGAGGGGGCUCUGCACGGAUCUCAGGGUAUCAUCACAGCUUGCCGUCAUCCCCUUAUUCCUCUGGUCCUGAGGGUCAAAGGUUACCUUCAUCUGGAGCAUUAUCAUCAGAGUUUCUCAACCAUGGUGUGCCAGUCAAGAUUCUGCUGCUGGUUUGCAAUGCGGCUGGAAGAGGCCAGCAGACUGUAAGGUUUGGACCUCCAUUCUUGAUGAGGGAGGAUCGGUCUAUUUCCUGGGACCAACUCCAACAAAGCAUCCUCAGCAAACUCUAUUACCUGAUGAUCAACGGCGCUCACGCUCAGAACAUCAGAGUGCUUUUCAACAUCCGAGUGGUGGGAGGAUCUACGUUUUACAACUACCUUUCACCUCAGGACGGUCGACCGCUCUAUCAUCCCGCCGUCGACAGGGCUCUAAAGCUCUGCGGUUCUGGAGGACCUCCUCAUGUGAAGCUCAUCAUUGAGUGGGAACACAGAGUCAAGGACUGUUUGUUCGGUAACAUUCACGAGGAAGUGGUGAAGGAUGCAGACAGCGUGCGAAAUCUGCAGCAGCAGCACGUCCAACAGUUCAGCUGCACGUUGGAUGAGUGCUUCCAGCUCUACACCAAAGAGGAACAGCUCGCCCCAGAUGAUGCCUGGAAAUGCCCCCACUGCAAGCAGCUGCAGCAGGGCAUGGUGAAGAUGAGUCUGUGGACCCUGCCUGACAUCCUCAUCCUCCACCUGAAGCGCUUCCGGCAGGUAGGCGAGCGGAGAGACAAGCUCACCACGUUUGUGCAUUUUCCCCUGGCCGGACUGGACAUGACGCCUCACAUGGUGAACCGCAACAACGGCCCCCAACAACCCCCUCUGCGACAAGGAUGGAAACACAGCAGGCGGCCGGACCUGGCUCCCCCUGACUUCCUGUAUGAUCUGUACGCAGUCUGCAACCAUCAUGGAGGAAUGCACGGUGGCCAUUACACAGCCUUUUGUCGAAACUCAGUAGACGGUCAGUGGUACAGUUAUGACGACAGCACCGUUGAGCCCAUUCCAGAGGCCGAGUUGUGCACGCGUGGAGCUUACAUUCUCUUCUAUCAGAAAAGAAGCACCAUACCCCUGUGGUCUGCCAGCUCCUCAGUCACUGGUUCCACCAGCUCAUCCACCUCUGAUCACUGGUUGGUCCGACUGAACGGAGGAGGAAGCAGCAGCGGCAGCAUGGUCUCCAGUGUUCCCAGUCCGGCCCUUUUAGAACCAGUGUAUGCUCCAGAGUCCCCAGAGUUACCAGUGUUUGGAGAUGAACCUAACAGAGACGUAGAAGGAAAUGGGUCCAAUCGGUUGGUGCAAAGGACCAAAGUUAGGAGUUCAAGUAUGAGGUCACCUGCCAAGCCCAAGGACACCCUGAACAAAGUUCUUCCUAUACGCUGGUCUUUCGGGUCAAAAGACCGCAUCAAGCACUCUGUCCAGGUCCAGUCUGGAGAGCUUGUGGAGUACCUGGAGUCCGGACGCCGGCCCAGAUGCACCAAAGACCCUAUCAUCAACCUGGUGGCCACUCCACCACAAAGGAGAGUGCUUGGAGUUGGCCAGGACUGCAGCUCGCCUAGUGGCAGCAGCCUUAGCUGUACGGACAGAGUCAGCUGUGAUGGAUGUUACUCUCCCAAAAUCCCUGAGGGGCAAAGCCGAGCCGUUCUGGAGAGAAAUGCAGGUCAAGAAUAUGGUAAUGACAGAGAGGUUGUUUCAAGAGAUGAUGACUGCUUGAGGCAGGGUUCUUUGUCUAAGAGAUUGAGAAUUGAUCAGAUUAGAGACCUGGACAUCCACCUCCAGAGAGGGGGCAUUCUGGGUGGGCAUGUAAGCCACAGCGCUCCUCAAAGUAGGGAGUCUACGCUUCGUAGAACCAACGCCCGGACAGCUAGCACCCACAGGGGCCAAAAAGACUUGAUACAGAUGGCUAAAGAACCGGCAGCAGAGGAGGGACAGAGCCACGAAAAUCUCUCGUCAUUUUUCAAGCCAGUUUUCACAAAGAGAGACGUUCCUAGGUCCCCAGCCGAGGACCGAGAGAGGCGACCAAAUGGCCAUGAACACCUGGGAAAAUUGGCAAGCAGUAAUUUAGCCAAACUGUCUCUUUCCAAUGGGACUCUUCCAGCAGCACCGCCAGAGGAGAGGAGAGGCAGUACGGUUCAAAAAUGCGACAGCCAUCACUGCAAAGUACAGUUUGCCAACGGAAAGGCUGGGAAUCAGGAGCCUGUGGAUAUUCAGCGGGCUCACAGCUCCAGCAACAUCCAGACCAAGCUGGACUUCACGUUUCGCAGAUGUGCCUCCCUGCAGAGGAACGGAGAGGUGGGGAUCCCUCAGGCGCACCGGGUCUUGUUGUCAGACAAGCCUGGCUACUCCACCCUGCAGCGGACGCGGUACAGCACCACCUCCCUCGGUAGGCAAAGAGCCGACCAUAAACCCUGUGCCCAUGUAACAGCCAAGAAUGAGCGCUUGAAAUAAAAGGACCUCUCCUCCUGGUUUUCCAAGCAGAAUACCCAGAGAAGCGCCCCCUGCUGGAGGCAUCGCUUGGAACAGACAUCUUUUUAUUUAACCUUUUCAUUGUUCUGUUCUAAGUUCUUACCUGUGUGUGUCUUACAACUAAAUCUAUGCAGAGUUUUAAAAGAUAUGAGGGAAAUAAUUAGUUGUUUUUUUUCUCCACUCACAUUGUGUUCUUUUACUUUGCCGUCUGUUGGGUUCAAUAAUUCACAUUUGGGAAGUAAAGAGGGAUCUUUGUUCAGACUUCCAUGAGAAUUCUCAGGAAUGCAGGAAAUUGUUGAUAAGGAAGCUGGUACUGUAUGUAUUGACAUGUAAGAAACAAAUGUUUGCUUUACAAAUAGGCCAGCCUAUUAAAGACUCUAAAAAGCACUAACACUGGCCUUUAAAUUAAAACACUGGACAAAAGUCGUCUGCUGUUAGAGAGUCCAUGUUCCAAUGAUUUAUUUAUCAAAUUAAUAUAUAAUUAAUGCACCUUCAUUUAAAUGUUCCUACUCUUUUUUUUUUUAGCUCAAUUUAUAUCCACGUUUUUGCUGGCAACUGACCUGUUGGAUGAGCUUUUGAAGGGAACUACAGCUAGCAAAAGAUGGAAGCAGUAGCACAUGAUAUUUAUAUAAGGGUCUAAUAAAUGGAGAUAUAGAAGGCCGUUCUGUAAAUCGAUCUUCCUGCUAUUAGAUGUCAGCGGAAAUUUUUACUCUUUAAAAAAUGCAAAUGUGUAAAAGAAAUAUACUCUCACAUAUCUAUGUCUUUUUUUUGUUUGUUUGUUCGUUUUAUGCAAAAUUGUUCACAUUAUUUCACCUUUAUGGGAAUGUUAUGUGUUGGACCAACACAAAGUAGGGCUUAGAUAUUUAAGUCCUACCACAAUGUCCAAGGAGUAUCUAAAUCUGGACUUUGACUGGGCCAUUUUAACUGAGAAUAGAUCUAAAGCAUUCCCUUUCUCCAGUUCAGCCCAGCAUUAUGCACACCCCUGCUAGAUUAGGGCUUAGGGGAAGGGUUUAUCGUAAACGUCACAACUCUAAGUGGCCCAAGCAGAGUCCCAGCUUUAAUCUGAGGGAAAGUUGCAGAGAUUAACUCGAUAACAAAACUUUUCCAACCUGAAAGACUCCAUAAUACCAGAGGAAACACUUUAAAAAGCUGAUCAACCAUCAAUUGAAGGGUGGGUUAUGUGUGAUAAUAAAAUAUAUAUAUAUAUUAUUUAUUUAGAAGGCUAUAAAUAAGAUGCAAUUUUUAUACCAAACAUAAAUGAUAAUUGGUUGUGUCUUCAUAUUCAUAUUCAGAACACAUUUCACAGAUCUGCGCAGGACAAACUCUACAUGUCUGCUCUGUAUGAACAUGACUUUGGCAAACUGAGAACAGUAUAUGGUUUGGUUUUAUUUUUUUAAGCGUUCUAUAUUCUAAUUCAUGAGUUGCACCUCUGAUACCUUCACUGUAAGCAGAUUCUCCAACCCGAGCUUUGGAUAUUGGCAGCUCCUGACACAUGGAUGGUUCUAUAAUGGGGUCAAGAGGGGCCAGUGCCCUCUGUACUCGAUUAACUAAAUCACUAUUUUAACAUGUCAACUUAUCAUAUGUACUGACAAUUAACCGAGUCCCAUGAGUCUUUAGGACAAAUUAAAGUAUGCUACCUUAAUUUUAACAGUGAUUUAAAAAAAAAAGUUUACAGCUUCAGUUGUAUUUAGCAAUUAUCUCAACCUUUUCAAUGUUCUUUGGCUCAAUUUAUUUAAAAGUUAAAAAUUUCCCUAAUUUUGUUUGGAGUUUUUGUCAUUUUAUUCUGUUUGCCCAUGAAAAAAACACUGAACCCCCCCUGCCCUGUGUGGUAUAUUUAGAUUAAAACCAGCAGAGAGCAAACCAACUUGUAUGCUUAGCUGAUCAAUGCUCUCUCUGCAGGUUUUUUUCAGUUUGUUUAGACAACCACAUGCUGGGAGUUCAAAAGUUAUGCCAUAACCUUGGCAGAUGAAGAACAGAAUACCGUUUUGUGAGAUGUUCAAAUGCUGACAUACUCGGCCGUAAACUAAUCCUGCCCUCAGCAGCUCUGUAAACUUUUCACAAACCCUUGCCUUCCUUGGGCUACAGUACAUAGGGUUGAUUGUUUCCUUUCAAACCUCUGGUACCUUCACACAUCAGCUGCAUUCAUACCCAGAUUACAUUACACACAGGCUGACAGGUUGACUAAUUAGUUUCUUGUUGAAGGUAAUAAAGAUGUUUGGAUUUUCAUCUU